This is a messenger RNA of Pelodiscus sinensis (Chinese soft-shelled turtle), 3566 nucleotides long. NCBI's taxonomy places the organism in Eukaryota, Metazoa, Chordata, Testudines, Trionychidae. The record is from RefSeq and is a predicted model, not a curated record.
AUGUAUGCCUCUAAGGACAAAGAAUGUAACAUCUUUGUCGUCAGUCUGUCUGUAGCGGACCUAGUAGUCGCGGUGUACCCGUAUCCGCUCAUCUUGAGCGCCAUUUUCCAUAAUGGCUGGACACUGGGAAACAUUCACUGCCAAGUCAGUGGCUUCCUCAUGGGCUUAAGUGUCAUUGGGUCAAUUUUUAACAUCACAGUCAUAGCCAUCAACAGGUACUGCUACAUCUGCCACAGUCUCCGGUACGAUAAACUCUUCAACCUGAAGAACACCUGCUGCUAUCUUUGCCUGACCUGGAUCUUCACCGUGGUGGCCAUUGUGCCAAACUUUUUUGUUGGGUCCCUGAAAUAUGAUCCCCGGAUUUAUUCCUGCACCUUUGCCCAGACCGUAAGUACAUCGUACACCAUAACCGUGGUGGUUGUCCAUUUUCUGGUCCCCCUCUCGAUAGUGUCAUUCUGUUACCUACGGAUUUGGAUUUUGGUGAUUCAAGUCAAGCACAGGGUCCGACAAGACUCCAGGCAGAAGCUGAGAGCAGCUGAUGUUCGGAAUUUUUUGACAAUGUUUGUGGUUUUUGUCCUCUUUGCUGUGUGCUGGGGGCCGUUAAACUUUAUUGGUCUUGCAGUCUCCAUUAACCCCUCGGAAGUGGCGCCCAAAAUUCCUGAAUGGCUUUUUGUCCUGAGCUACUUCAUGGCUUAUUUUAACAGCUGCCUCAAUGCUGUGAUUUACGGGCUCCUCAACCAGAAUUUCCGGAAGGAGUACAAACGAAUACUGCUGACUCUAUGGACUCCGAGGCUGCUGUUUGUCGACGUGUCGAAAGGUGUGACAGAGGGACUGAAAAGCAAGCCCUCCCCCGUUGUAACGAACAACAACCAAGCUGAAAUACACUUAUGAGUCAGAGCCAUGCUACUUAGUCUGGGAUACAGUUGUGUAUAGUAUGCAAAAGCUUUUCUACCUGCACAUUUCAAAGCGAAUAUCACGGGGCACAAUACUUCUGGCCCUUACUCAUUCAAAAACCGAGUGCCCUGUUUUUCUGCACAUGGCGUCUUAGCAUCUUCCUCACAGAAGUAAUCCCAAAGAAGCGGAGGCUCUGAGUAAAGAUUUGCAGGAUGGAACCUGUUGACUUCAUUUUUCCUAUGCUGUUUUUCACCAGGUGCCUAGUUGACUUUAAUACCCUUGCGAUAUGGGUAUUAACAAUCUGUGAGAAGCAAAGUAUUCAAAGCACAUAUAGAUACAGUUGUAGUUAAGAACUGGCAAAAUCACCCUCUAUUUUACAUUUUUUUCCCUAAUACCAUCCUUUUAGUAAUAAUUCAUACUUAACCAAGAUCUGAGUUAUAAACUGCAUGAGUAACUUUGUACCUUUUUAGGUUAGUAGUAUUAGUCAUUGGUCACAUAUAUAGGCAUGAUGGCUUCCACUGUGUCUUUAGGUUUAGUAACUAGCCAGCACUGGAUGCAAGGCAAGGCAAAAGCACUGUUUUUAAUUGACUUUAUAUAUUGAACAUACUUGCACUUUUUUUUCCAGGCCAUGAACAAAAAUAUAACAAAUGACCUAACCUAACUGCAGAAAGAAGUUCUAAUUUUAGGCAAUAUCCCGUAAUGUCCAGCAUUCCUUCCAGACAUCUCUCAGAACAUCCCCAUCGCUUGAAUGUAAUGACACAUUGCAGAAUCCCAGCCUUUUAAUUCAGAUGCAGACUUUUAAUGAAUAAAUAUAAAGGAGAAUUCUGUGAAAAUAAUAUUUACCCUUGCAGACAAAGGCAGACAGAAAAGAGAACGUUCUUCCUAACCAUCUCUCAUCGCAUAAGCCCAUGACAUGAGUGCAAUGAAAAAAGGAGGUGGAUCGUUUUUGUCCUUUUUACUCUUGCUCAGAGUUGCAAUAUGUAAAUGAGACAGGAGAGCAUAUGUAAAAAUAUUUAUACUCCCCGAUAAAAGAGCGACGAUAUUCUUGGUUAAAGCCUGAGCUCUGUCCCUUUGUGGUUGCUGUCAAUGCAUUGGAGUAUCAUGUAGGUCCAUAUUAUGGGCGAAAUAUAUACACAGUUGGCAGAGUUAAGGCUUUUUCAGUUGGUGGCGGGGGGUGUUUGCAGAUGGGAAUUUUUUUUACCCUUAGACCAAAUUGCGUUCCCUCUUGAGGGGUCUUUUAAAAAACCGGUAGCUGAACAAAAUGUGGGCAUCUCGUGCUCUCGAAGUCCCAUUAAAUCAAUAGUCAAAACUCUUAGUGAUAUUCAUGAGCUUCAGUUCAAGCCAAUGCAAUUAGGCUGACUCUACGUGGGUCUAACAAUAGCAACGACUCUGCUCCUGUUGAAAUCAAUGGGAGCUACACUUUUGAUAUUGAUGGGUGCAGGGUCUGUUCCUUAUGGCAGAAUUUAGUCACAUGAAUAAAGACGGCAGAGUGUGGUCCUGUGUUUUGUCAAAGAUAGAAUUGAUACAAUUGCAUAUCUUUUUCUGAUUUACUUCUGAAAGAGGCUUUUCCGAAAUUUGGCUGAAUUUUGGGGAAAAACCUUCUUUUGGAACAUCCCUUCUUCCUCAUAAAACGAGGUUUACAGGGAUGCCGACAAAACGUGUCUGCUUUUUCGACAAUUUUUUUGGAAAAGUGGACACAUUCCUUGGACAAAGCAGAGCUUUUCUGGGAUACCGCUGGUAUCCUGAAAAAGCUCUACAAUCUAGACUAACCCUCAGUUCGGCAUUAGGGAAAUCUGUUGGUUUUUUUGGUCAUUGAUGUCAGUCAUUAGGAAAAGGAUUUAGCUUCUCCAAGACGUGCAAGCCCAAGAUUUUCAAAGGUAUUUAGGUAUUUAAGGGAAAUCGGUGCUGAGAGGGAUUUUCAAAAGCACUUAAGCAGGUUAGACACCUAAUUCUCAUUGAUGUUAACUUGCUUAGGCCCUUCUGAAAAUCCCACUAGGUGACUGUCUGCAUAGGUAGAUGCCUAAUUGCCAUUGUAAAUCUGGCCCUCAGUGCUUUCUGAGAGUUGCUGGAUGUGCCUCCCAUUGAAUUCUGUGGGUGGGGGACGGAUGAGGGGAGGAAUUGAGAAGCUGUUCAAGGACUAAGCCCCCCAAAUUUGCAAGGCUCAUCUCCUAAAUAAGCAAUCCAGUAUAAACAUCUGCCAUGUAGCCUGGCUUGUUACAAUACAAAUUUGUUAUUGCAAAUUUUCAGACUCAAACAUGUCGGACACUUCACAUGAUAAUUGUAUUUGAAAUGCUUGACGCAAUUACCUCAUAAUAGGCGCUAAGUUGAGGCAUGUUUUUAAAAACUGGCCUUUGCUUGUGCAGCCUAUGGCCAAAUAAGGGUAUCUAAACCCCCUCUCAAAUGAUGUGGGAAUCGGUCCUUUCCACUCCAAAAUAAUACCCCUCUGAAUGAAUUCAUAUCAUUCCAUGCAAACAAAAUCACAUUGAAUCAAACUUGGCUGCAAAAAGCACGAAGGAACUUUUAACGGCCCGGCAUGUCGUUCAAGCUGUACUUGUGCAGCAAGAUCCGUUGCAUCAUGGUUAUAGUUUCAACUUGUUUGUGAUGAGUUGUUUGUUAGGAUCACAUUUUCAAAUAAUAUCCUUAAAAAGGAGCAUAUUUGGUUUACUAAGACA